UUGGAUCACGUCCUAAUUUGCGUGCUUCCUGCCUCAGCCUCUGCUCAGCGCGUGUCCGUAUUUCCAUACAGGUGCGUCCUCGGCUCCAGCCUUCAUUUGACUGUCAAACCAGGCGGCGGGGCUCCUUUUCUCCGCCCUGCGCAUCGCGCAUCCAGUCGCUACCAGAGAGGAGCGCAGGGGAGUGCCCUGCGCCGCGGACAGCCGACACACACGCACAACCUCCUCCUCCUCCUCCUCCUCCUCUUCUUCUUCUUCCUUUUUGUACUAAAGCCGGACUCAUCUACCGGAGACACUCCACUGUUCUCCCGUCUGUCAGCGGUUCUUGUCGCUGUUAAAGCCCAGUCUGCAUCCUUCAUCAACCGGCUGUACACGAAAUCGACCAGCGGUCCUCUCCGGUAGGCCUGACGCGGUAUCAUUAUGGAGGAGCUAGACGUCCCACAGAUGAGGAGAGAAGUGGAAAGCCUUCAGUAUCAGCUGGCAAUCAACAGAGAGAAGUCCUCCAUCACUGUUACAGAGCUGGUGAAGUGGAUCGAGGGAUGUGUUUGUGAAGAUCCAUUCCUGAACCCCGAGCUGAUGAGAGCCAACCCCUGGGUUGAGAAGGGCAAGUGUGUGAUCCUCUAGUGGUCACACACACACACACACACACACACCACACACACACACACACACACACACACACACACACACCACACACACACACACACACAUACAUACACACAAAACCACGGAUGCAUAGAAACUAAAGAAUCACGCACUCCUACACACAGUCACGCUGCACUAACUUUCUCUCUUUCUCUCACACACACACACAUUAUUGCUAAUUAUGAUGUUUAUUUAUUUGGAGACUCCUGAAUGCUGUUAAUUUAUGUGAAGAUUCCUGUGUGUGUGAGUGUACAGCACUGAGUAGCUUUCUAGAGGUUUGUUUUGAUGGACUGCUGGGAAAUGUUCAAAAACACAAUGUUUUUAUUGGCUCUUUACACUGUCAAUCAAAAUAAAGACUGUUUUGAAUUUAA
Molecule: messenger RNA, 1013 nt
Organism: Lates calcarifer (barramundi perch)
Lineage: Eukaryota; Metazoa; Chordata; Actinopteri; Centropomidae
Product: guanine nucleotide-binding protein G(I)/G(S)/G(O) subunit gamma-13
Exons: 3
Coding region: 418-621 (67 amino acids)
Biological process (GO): sensory perception of taste; phospholipase C-activating G protein-coupled receptor signaling pathway
Cellular component (GO): heterotrimeric G-protein complex
Molecular function (GO): G-protein beta-subunit binding
Source: RefSeq, a predicted model, not a curated record